CCCGCCGAAUUUUUAUCACGUGUUGUUCAAAUUAAACAUUCAACAACGAUGAUGGCUGCCAUAGAUUACACUGCGGAGAAAGAUACCGCUAAAAGGUUUUUGGCUGAGUUUUAUGUUGAUGGUGGAAAUGGAAAGAAAUUUAAAUACGGCGAACAGUUGGUAAAGGUUGCACAUCGAGAACAAGUAGAACUGAUGGUUGAACUAGAUGAUUUGGCAGAGAUUGAUCCAGAUCUUGCUGAACGAGUUAUUGAAAACAGUAGAAGAUAUGUUAAAAUAUUUUCACAAGCCAUUGAUGAGUUGUUACCAGAUUAUAAAGAUAAAGAGAUCCAAAAUAAAGAUUCUUUAGAUGUUUAUAUUGAGCAUCGUCUCUUUAUGGAGCGUCAAAAUCACAGAGAUAAUGAAGUUCGUGACCCACGUGAGAAAUAUCCAGCAGAAUUACUGCGAAGAUUUGACAUUCAUUUCAAACAUUUGUCAAGUCAGAAAGCUCUUCCUGUGAGAGAUAUUUGUGCAUCAAGUAUUGGCAAGCUUGUUUGCAUCCGUGGCAUUAUAACCAGAUGUACCGAAGUAAAACCAGUGGUUGAAGUAGCAACAUAUACCUGUGACAGAUGUGGAACAGAAUCUUAUCAAACGGUCAAUUCUACAUCAUUUACACCUUUGGUAAUUUGUCCUGGCAAAGAAUGUACUACUAACAAGUAGAGUAUUAUCUGGUGGCGUCUUUAUCUCCAGACACGUGGAUCAAAAUUUCUUAAAUGCCAAGAGCUUAAGAUUCAAGAACAUAGUGAUCAUGUUCCAGUUGGUAAUAUCCCUCGAUCCAUGACUAUCAUUGCUCGUGGUGAACUAACAAGACAGGCUGUACCUGGUGAUCACGUUGCAAUUACUGGGAUAUUUUUACCAAUGAUGAGAUCAGGAUUUAUGCGCAAUACACAAGGACUUAUGUCUGAUACUUUUCUUGAGGCACAUAGAAUAGUGAAAAUGAAUAAAACUGAAGAUGAAGAAAUAACCAACAAUGAAAAAUUAACUGACGAAGAAAUAAUUCAUCUUUCUGAAGAGCCUGAUUUUUACGAAAAGUUGGCUUGUUCUUUGGCCCCGGAAAUCUACGGUCACGAAGAUAUUAAGAAAGUCUUAUUGCUGCUCUUAGUUGGUGGUGUUGAUCGCUCUCCUGAAGGAAUGAAAAUACGAGGUAAUAUCAAUAUUUUACUCAUGGGUGAUCCUGGUGUUGCUAAAAGUCAACUUUUAUCAUACAUUGACAGGAUGGCUGCAAGAAGUCAAUAUACGACAGGACGUGGCUCAUCUGGAGUUGGUUUAACUGCUGCAGUUACACGUGAUCCAGUAACUAGUGAAAUGGUUCUUGAGGGUGGAGCUUUAGUUCUCGCAGAUCAAGGAAUAUGUUGUAUUGAUGAAUUUGAUAAAAUGAUGGAAUCAGAUAGGACUGCCAUUCACGAAGUUAUGGAACAACAGACAAUCUCAAUUGCAAAGGCUGGUAUUCUAACGACAUUAAAUGCACGGGUGUCAAUAUUGGCUGCUGCUAAUCCUGCCUACGGAAGAUAUAAUCCAAAAAAAUCGGCUGAACAAAAUAUUCAACUACCUGCAGCUUUGCUGUCUAGAUUUGAUAUUCUAUGGUUGAUACAGGACAAACCGGAUCGUGAUAAUGAUUUAAGACUUGCUCAACAUAUUACAUAUGUUCAUCAACAUUCGUCACAUCCGCCAACGCAGUUUACGCCAUUAGACAUGAAUUUAAUGAGACGCUAUAUUGCUGCGUGUAAAGAAAGACAGCCUGUAAUACCAGAAAAUCUGACAGAUUUUAUUGUUGGAGUUUAUGUUGAGAUGAGAAAAGAAGCUAGGGGAAGUAAAGAAUCAACAUUCACAUCACCACGAACUCUUCUCGCUAUUUUACGUCUUUCUACUGCAUUGGCUCGACUUCGUUUGGCCGAGAUUGUUGAAAAAGACGACGUUAAAGAAGCAAUGCGAUUAAUGGAAAUGUCAAAGAUAUCUCUCAUUGAUGACGAUUCUACAACACGUCAUGUGUCUCCUGUUGAUGCAAUUUAUGGUAUAAUUCGAGAAAUGGCUGGACAAGUUAGUAGUGUCAAGUUGGAAGAAGUUAGACAAAGAUGCUUAACGAAAGGUUUUACUCCAGAUCAGUUUGAAAAAUGUUUGACAGAUUACGAAGACCUAAAUGUCUGGCAGAUCAAUUCAUCCAAGACAAAAAUAACUUUUGUACAGUAAGGAGCGUCUUGGUGAUUUUAGUUAAUUCGUGUAAUGGUUCAGUAAAUAUAUUAAAUUAUAACUUUCAACAUCUUAACGUAAAAAA
Messenger RNA from Xenia sp. Carnegie-2017, 2308 nucleotides. RefSeq names its product DNA replication licensing factor mcm7-like. The record is from RefSeq and is a predicted model, not a curated record. Gene Ontology annotation, cellular component: nucleus; MCM complex. The transcript has 19 exons. Gene Ontology annotation, biological process: DNA strand elongation involved in DNA replication; DNA replication initiation; double-strand break repair via break-induced replication. Gene Ontology annotation, molecular function: single-stranded DNA helicase activity; ATP binding; single-stranded DNA binding. NCBI's taxonomy places the organism in Eukaryota, Metazoa, Cnidaria, Anthozoa, Malacalcyonacea, Xeniidae.